This is a messenger RNA of Pipistrellus kuhlii (Kuhl's pipistrelle), 3043 nucleotides long. It is a transcript of the gene VWA2, whose product is annotated as von Willebrand factor A domain containing 2. The transcript is spliced from 13 exons. Lineage: Eukaryota; Metazoa; Chordata; Mammalia; Chiroptera; Vespertilionidae. The record is from RefSeq and is a predicted model, not a curated record. Gene Ontology annotation, molecular function: calcium ion binding. Bases 16 to 2349 code for a protein of 777 amino acids.
CUGUAGCCCAUCAACAUGCCCUCCGGCCUGCUGCUGGAAGCCCUCUGCAUUUGCAUGUUGGCGGGAGUGCCCCCUUCCCUCCCUCUUCAGGAAGUUCACAUGAGCAGGGAGACCCUGGGGAAGAUUGCAGCUGCCAGCAAAACUGCGUGGUGCUCCGCUGCGGUGGACGUCCUGUUCCUGAUGGAUGGCUCUCACAGCAUCGGGAAAGGGAGCUUUGAAAGGGCCAAGCACUUCGCCAUCACGGUCUGCGACGCUCUGGACAUCAACCCCGAGAGGGUCAGGGUGGGAGCGGUCCAGUUCAGUUCCGCCCCUUGGCUGGAAUUCCCCUUGGACUCCUUGGCAACCCAACAGGAAGUGAAGAUGAAACUCAAGAGGAUGGUUUUCAAAGGAGGGCCCACUGAGACGGGCCUCGCACUGAAGCACCUUCUGCACAGAGGCUUCCCCGGGGGCAGGAACGCCUCCGUGCCCCGGGUCCUCAUCGUCCUCACCGACGGCAGGUCCCAGGGACACGUGGCGCUGCCGGCCAAGCAGCUGCAGGACAGCGGGGUCACCGUGUUUGCCGUGGGGGUGCGCUUUCCCAGGUGGGAGGAGCUGCAGGCGCUGGCCAGCGCGCCCAGGGAGCAGCACGUGCUGAUGGCCGAGCAGGUGGAGGACGCCGCCAACGGGCUGUUCAGCGCUCUCAGCAGCUCCGACGUCUGUGCCUUCGCCUCUCCAGACUGCAGGGUCCAGCCUCACCCCUGUGAGCGCAAGACGCUGGAGACGGUCCGGGAGCUGGUCGGCAGUGGCCUGUGCUGGAGAGGAUCGCGGGGGACCGAGGGUGUGCUGGCGGCACCCUGCCCCUUCUUCAGCUGGAAAAGAGUAUUCUUAACCCACCCCGCCACCUGCUACAGGACCACCUGCCCAGGCCCCUGUGACUCGCAGCCUUGCCAGAACGGAGGCACGUGUGUUCCAGAAGGACUGGACAGGUACCACUGCCUGUGCCCGCCGGCCUUCAGAGAGGAGGCUAACUGUGCCCCGACGCUGAGCCUGCCGUGCAGAAUCGACGUCCUCUUCCUGCUGGCCAGCUCGGCGGGCACCACGCCGGAGGGCUUCCAGCGGGCCAAGGCCUUCGUGCGGCGGUUUGCCCAGGCGUCGCUGAACGAGGACUCCCGGGCCCGAGUGGGUGUGGCCCGGUACAGCGGGGAGCUGGAGGUGGCCGUGCCCGUGGGCGAGUACCUGGACGUGCCCGACCUGGUGCGGAGCCUCGAUGCCAUCCCCUUCGGCGGCGGCGCCACGCUGACGGGCAGGGCCCUGCGGCAGGCGGCGGAGCGCGGCUUCGGGAGCACCAGGACCGGCCUGGACCGGCCCCGCCGGGUGGUGGUGCUGUUCACCGAGUCGCCCUCCGAGGACGAGGUGGCCGGGCCGGCGCGCCAUGCGAGGGCCCGGGAGCUGCUGCUGCUGGGCCUGGGCAGCGAGGCCGUGCGGGCAGAGCUGGAGGAGAUCACGGGCGGCCCUGAGCACGUCCUGGUCUACGCCGACCGGCAGGAUCUGUUCAACCAGAUCCCGGCGCUGCAGGGGAAGCUGUGCAGCCGGCCGCAGCCAGGCUGCCGGGCACAGUCGCUGGACCUGGUCUUCAUGCUGGACGCCUCGGCCUCCGUGGGGCCCGAGAACUUCGCCCGGAUGCUGAGCUUCGUGAGGAGCUGCACCCUCCAGUUCCACGUGAACCCCGACGUGACGCAGAUCGGCCUGGUGGUGUACGGCGGCCGGGUCCGGACGGCCUUCGGGCUGGACAGCCACGCCGCCCGCCCCGCCGUGCUGCGGGCCACCGGCCAGGCCCCCUACCUGGGCGGGGCGGGCUCGGCGGGCACAGCCUUGCUGCACGUCCACGACCGGGUGAUGACCGUCCAGGGGGGCGCCCGGCCCGGCGUCCCCAAAGCCGUGGUGGUGCUCACGGGUGGCCGAGGGGUGGAGGACGCCGCCGUGCCCGCCCAGAAGCUCAGGGACAACGGCGUCUCGGUGCUGGUGGUGGGCGUGGGGCCCGUCCUGAGCGAGGCGCUGCGCAGGCUCGCGGGCCCCCGCGACGCCCUGAUCCACGCGGCGGCCUACACCGACCUGCGGUUCCACCGGGACGCGCUCAUCCAGUGGCUCUGCGAGGAAGCCAGCCGGCCCGUGAAUCUCUGCAAACCCAGCCCAUGCAUGCACGAGGGCACCUGCGUCCUGCGAGGCGGGAGCUACCUCUGCGCCUGCCGGGACGGCUGGGAGGGCCCGCACUGCGAGAGCCGGGCCUUGCGAGGAGAUGCCCUCAGGACAGGAGGGCGGCCGCCCAGCCCGUCCCAGCCACUCCGGAGGCCUGGGCACCCUGGACGAUGAGGGGGCGCCGGCCCUCGGCGGAGCAUCCUCUUUGGAGUCCCCCAAGCGCCUGCCUCCAGUUCUGUCCGGAGCCCGCCUGCCCGCCUUCCUCGCCUGGGAGCAGAGACCCAUUCGCAGCUGAUUUCACUCCCCAAUGAUGGUGUUGGAAACUCUGGACGUGUGAGUCAAUGUUUUCUUUCUAUUGUAGCUGUGCCCUGUGGAGCUUGUCAUCUGUCCCUUUCCCCUGAGGAGCCACAGAGGUGCCUGGACACUUCUGAUGGCCAGUGUUGGGACAGCGAGGCCCAGAAGGAGGCAGAGACUAUCGGGUCAUUCGGACCACCGAAGCGAUGGCAAUUCGAGGUGGAGCAAGUGCAGAACUUUUUCUUUCCCCAAAGACGUCCUCGAUGUGAUGCGUUCAUGGUGCUUGUUUGAAAAGGGGCUUAAGCGGCAUUUGUGACCUCUGGUGACUGGCUCUGUGUGUGGGGAGAGAGGGUGAAAAGGCCCAGACUGGACCCGUGAUGGACUAACCAGCUGGUUUGGCUGAGUGUGCAAACAGCCGUGGGGGGCCGCGUUCUCCUUUAGAGCUUACUUGGAGGGGGUGUUAACUGUGGGGCGUUUACUGAGUGCUUUUCUUCCUGUCCUUUUAGAGCGGGGGUGCAAAGAGCAAUGGGAUUCUUAAACUCCACACAUAGAGAAUAAAGAAACCUAGAACGGU